AUGUCCAACAACAUGGCCAAGAUCGCGGAGGCCCGCAAGACGGUGGAACAGCUGAAGCUGGAGGUGAACAUCGACCGCAUGAAGGUGUCGCAGGCGGCGGCCGAACUCCUCGCCUUCUGCGAGACGCACGCCAAGGACGACCCGCUGGUGACGCCGGUACCCGCCGCGGAGAACCCCUUCCGCGACAAGCGCCUGUUUUGCGUUCUGCUCUGA
Molecule: messenger RNA, 213 nt
Organism: Enhydra lutris kenyoni (northern sea otter)
Lineage: Eukaryota; Metazoa; Chordata; Mammalia; Carnivora; Mustelidae
Product: G protein subunit gamma 8
Exons: 2
Coding region: 1-213 (70 amino acids)
Biological process (GO): G protein-coupled receptor signaling pathway
Cellular component (GO): heterotrimeric G-protein complex
Molecular function (GO): G-protein beta-subunit binding
Source: RefSeq, a predicted model, not a curated record